This is a messenger RNA of Penicillium antarcticum, 606 nucleotides long. RefSeq lists its product as uncharacterized. Lineage: Eukaryota; Fungi; Ascomycota; Eurotiomycetes; Eurotiales; Aspergillaceae. The record is from RefSeq and is a predicted model, not a curated record. The coding region runs from base 1 to 606 and encodes 201 amino acids. The transcript has 2 exons.
AUGGGUAUGGUGCCGAUGCUGUGGAAAUACCACGAUUUUCGAUUUAGGACCACACUAAAUCGCAGCAAUUCCAUCGUCACCUCUGUUUACACCAUACACAACCUGUCCGUUUACGGCUUAUCAUUCGCUGACAGCUCAGCAGAGAAACUGGAAUCACUCCGCGACCGACGCGCCCAGCCAGCGGCGGCGGCGACUAAUACACCUAAGCGGGCUCCUUCGUCCAAGACUCAACCCCAGACGGCAAAACAGGAUCACAUUCGAACGAGGCCUGUCUGCCAAUCUCCACAGCAGGGGGAUACCGCACGAAUGAUUAGUCUGGUCAUCCACACGAUCCAAUAUUCGUACCAGAGGAAUGCUGCUAUUCCUGGAGAACUGCAUGUCUGCGCAUCGUCGACUCCCAAUGUCAUCACCACUUGGUUGAUUGAGCUCUGCUCGCCAGUCGUCCCAUGGCCCGAGACAAAAGACGGAACACGCAAGACUAGACUAGCAAGGAGGCACACGCCCCCUCCAUCUCCAGUCUGCAUGACCUGUUGCUUAUCCUUCUAUCUCUUCCUCUAUGCCAAUGGUCGUGAAGCCAACGAGGAUUUCGGUCACAAGGCGCCUUGA